CGUCUUCGCAGAAAGUUGCACACCUGCGCCGCGCUCUUGCUCGCUCACCCUGGCCGCGUGCUCCGCGUCUCUCUCGUCCGUGGCAAGAUCCCCGAGAGAGCUAUUUAAGCGCAUUCGUGCCACCACACUGCUCAGUGCUAAGAGCUAAAGAGACACCGUUACAAGCAGUCUGUUAUUGCUUACCGCCUACCGUUAGCCGCAAGUGCCACCCAUUAGCCCGCAAAAUAAAUGAAAAAUAACUAAAAAUUAUGCUCGCCUUCGUUUACUUCAAAAUAAAAACCAUUUUCGCCUUUCCCACCACGAAAAGAACGCAUUUGUGAUAAAGAGCCACAAAAUAAAGCCGAAGGGAGCAAAACGCGCCGCAGAAAGUUAUCGAAAAUACAUAAAAAAGUUUGCUAACGCAGAAACCACAACCGAAACCUGCCUCACAGUACACACACACACACACGCAUCCGAGAGUUUAUCCAACGAUAACGUCAUCCGCUCCGUCAACAGUAUUAAAGUUAAUCUGAAAAGUGCUCGAAUCUUUUGCUUUCAAUCGUUAUAAUUGCAAUACAACAACUGCAACUGCAACAAAAUGGCAAAAUUAUAAAUAAUAUUGUAGCAACAACAACUGCAGCCAAGGUUGCCGCGAGCCUUUGUUUGUGUUGCUUUCGCCGUGUGGAGGAGCUGUCAGCCCAACAUUUCUGCCGACGCCGCUGUUGCCGCUGCCAUCGCCAUCGCCUCGCCGCCGCAUAAAAACAAAACAGAGAGCGCCCAGUCGCGGCAGAAGCAGCAGAAAUUUACACAGCCUCAUACGAGUUACACAACGCAGCAGCGCGUGCACAGUCCCGAAGACCCAGAUCCCCAUCCUUGAGUCCGUCACUUCGACACCACGAAAUACCUUGCGGCCAUAAUGAAGCGCCUGAUGACCUGGGAGCGCGAUCUCGUGGAUGCCAUGUACGAGUACCGGCAGACACGCUUCAGCUCGCGGCGUGUGCGAAAACGUGUGGUCUUCAAGCACGGCGAGUGCAACGUUGUGCAGGGCAAUGUGGCCAAGAGACGGCGGCGCUAUCUGCAGAGUAUCUGUUUUCUGUUCCAGGACAUUUUCACCACGCUGGUGGACGCUCAGUGGCGCUGGACGCUGCUCGUCUUCGCCGCCAGCUUCGUCUUCUCGUGGGCCUUCUUCGGCUUCAUCUGGUGGAUCAUCGCCUACGCGCACAACGACCUGGAGUACACCGCCCUCGCCCGCCAGUCGGCCGACCUGGUGGCCAACAUGACGCACACGGUGUGCGUGACGCAGGUCUCCAACAUGAUGUCCGCCUUCCUGUACUCCGUGGAAACCCAGACGACCAUUGGCUACGGUAACCGCUAUGUGACGGAGGAGUGUCCCGAGGCGAUAUUCACCAUGUGCAUCCAGUGCAUCACGGGCGUCUUCAUCCAGGCCUUCAUGGUGGGCAUUGUGUUCGCCAAGCUGUCGCGCCCCAAGAAGCGUGCCCAGACGCUGCUCUUCUCCCGCAAUGCGGUCAUCUGCCACCGGGAUGGAGUGCCCUGUCUGAUGUUCCGCGUGGGCGACAUGCGCAAGUCGCACAUCAUCGAGGCCCAUGUGCGGGCCCAGAUCAUCCGCAAGAAGGUGACCAAGGAGGGCGAGGUGCUACCCUUCUACCAGCAGGAGCUGCACAUAGGCGCCGACGGGGGCGAGGAUCGGUUGAUGUUCAUCUGGCCCACGACCAUUGUGCACAAGAUCGACAGGAACAGUCCGCUGUACAUGCUCUCCGCCUCCGACAUGCUGAAGGAGCGCUUCGAAGUGGUGGUCAUGCUGGAGGGCGUCAUCGAGUCCACGGGCAUGACCACGCAGGCCAGGAGCAGCUACCUGCCCUCGGAGGUGCUGUGGGGCCACCGCUUUGUGAACGUGGUGUCCUUCCGCAAGGAGACCGGCGAGUACGAGGUGGACUACACGUUGUUCAACAACACCUACGACGUGGACACGCCGCUGUGCAGCGCCAGGCAGCUGGACGAGCUCAAGUCGGAGUACACGAAGAGCGCCAAAAGCUGUCCCGGCCUGGGUGGGGUGAACGCUCCCUUUGCGGAUCGCACGCUCUCGACCAGCUUCAUCCAGCGGAUCGCCUCCGCCGCCUCGGUGGAUCACCUGGAUCCGGCGAGCGACGAGUCGCUGGACUCGGGCCGCCUGCAGAUACGCUCCCAUUCCAUACCCAACGGCGUGCUGGCCAGCGAGCUGGAGCCGCUGAACAACAACAAGCACGGCGCCUCGUUCACCAUGGGCGGUCUGACCAUCACGACGACGGCGCCCAGCAUCCCCAACCUAUCCAGUAUUAACGAGAAGACCAACUCCGGCAAUUCCAUUAACAGCAGCAACUACAGCAACAACAACAGCCUGAGCACGCUCACCGGAGGAGGCAGUGCGGCCAGCGGGCCCGGAGGAGGCAUCACCAUUGUGGCCGGUUCUGGCGGAGGAGGCGGUGGCGGUCGGCAGAAGCCGAACCCCCGUCGCCUGAGCAUCAAGCAGGACCAGCUGCCCAUCGAUUCCAUGUGUUGAUAUUAUUAAUUGAGUGGCUUCCCCGCCCCAAGCGUCAGUUCAGCUGGCGUUGUAUUCUAGUUAAGCAUAGGCUCCCACUGUAAUUCUAACUCAACUAGGCUAAGCGAGAUUCCACUGAGAGCUCAUCUGUCAUAGCCAUAGAGCUGCUGCAGCUGUGAACCCCUCAAGAGUCCCCACCCCCUCCUGCUGAAGUGGAGGCAAUCUGAUUGCCACCCACCCGUCACUAACCCCGAAACGAUUGUAUAUGUGUGAUGUGCUAGGCCGAUGAAUGAUUCACGUUGUUAGCUUUACUUGUAUUGAAUUUACUAUAGCUAAGUUACAAACUGAUAUUAACGCAAAGUAAGAUGUGAGACCCGAAAACCAAAAUGCUGCAACUUAGACCCCUAGAGAAAUGUUAAAACGGCUCACUAAACAUGAAUUUGAAAUUUAUGCGAGGACGCAACGGAAUUGUGAAUUCCCUUUUACCCGAUUAUUGCUUAAUAUUAUUACCCACUUCCACUGGGCUAGAGAAUGUAAAUUGUAACCAACAAACUGUUUCAAAAACAAGAGCUUCAAUUAUCAUGAGUGGACAAUAAAAUUGUAUGAGUAUGUGAAUGAUUUAUAAAUAAAUUCUACUUCUAAGCGUCACCCAGAUUGUGAAAAUGAAAGACGGAGAAUACACCCUAAGAUGAAAAGAAGAAAACCAA
Molecule: messenger RNA, 3222 nt
Organism: Drosophila biarmipes
Lineage: Eukaryota; Metazoa; Arthropoda; Insecta; Diptera; Drosophilidae
Gene: Irk1
Product: G protein-activated inward rectifier potassium channel 3
Exons: 4
Coding region: 896-2536 (546 amino acids)
Biological process (GO): potassium ion import across plasma membrane; regulation of monoatomic ion transmembrane transport
Cellular component (GO): plasma membrane
Molecular function (GO): inward rectifier potassium channel activity
Source: RefSeq, a predicted model, not a curated record